UGACGCAAAGGAUUGGCGACUGGCAUCAGUUUUAUUAUUGGUAGUUUCAGGAUUUUUAGCCAGUAGCUCUAGAAUUAUCACAGUAAGCUUUCGAAGCUGUGUUUUACGACGCUAAAGCUACAUACUGCCCCCAAAACACCAGGUUUCUUAUCGGCGGUAUCCGGAAUAAAUGGACUAGUGUGUUUGUAGACACAAACAGCAGCCAUGUUUCACAUCAGUUCACAGAGAAAAUACUGGAUUUUUAAAAGUGACGAUGAACUGGAGCAAUUGAGACAAAAGGCCAAUCAGAAAUUCCGUAACAAGAUACACGAAAGUGGAAAGACUGGAGUGAGUGCGUCCAGCUUCCUGGAGCGUCAUGAGGAGGACGUUUUGUUCAAACACUAUGAGAGGAGGCUGCUGGACUUCUGCAACGCCUUCAAGCCUGUAAUGCCGAAAUCUGUUGUGGGUACAGCCAUCAUGUACUUCAGGAGAUUCUAUCUGAACAACUCUAUUAUGGAGUACCACCCAAGGAUUAUCAUGCUGAUCUGUGCAUACCUGUCCUGUAAAGUGGAGGAGUUCAACGUUUCCAGCACCCAGUUUGUGGGCAACCUUCUGCAGGAGACCCCAGCAGGGCAGGAAAGGGUUCUCGAGCAGAUCCUGGAGUAUGAGCUGCCGCUGAUCCAACAGCUCAACUUUCAUCUGGUGGUCCACACCCCCUACAGACCCAUGGAAGGCCUGCUCAUCGACAUCAAGACAAGAUACCCCAUGCUAGAGAACCCAGAGUCACUCAGGAAGAGUGCUGAUGACUUUCUAACACAGGCAACCAUGACAGAUGCCGGUCUGCUGUUUCCCCCCUCUCAGAUCGCUCUAACAGCUAUUCUGAACAGUUCAUCAAGAGCCGGUCUCAGCAUGGAGAGCUACCUAACUGAGUGUUUGGGGCUGAGAGGGGACAAAGAGAGUCUUUCAAAGAUGUACGAGUCAAUGAGACGGAUGAAAACCCUCCUGAAGAAAUACGAGCUACCCAAAGCAGAGGAGGUGAAUGUUUACAAACAGAAGCUGGAGAGGAUUCAUGCUGAAUUCAGUCCAAGCAACAAACGAAAGCGAGGGUAUGAAGAAGAUGGUCAUGUGGCAAAAGAAGCCCGUUUGGAGGAAGAGGUAUGGACUGAUGAAGACCUGAUGUGAGCGUUUAUGCCCUAAUACUUUUGGAUUUACACAAAGAUUUAAGUUACUAUGCUGCUUAAUUCCAGUAUUCAACCAUCAAGGUCGUAGUUUGCAUAAGUGUACAUGUUGUAUUUACUUUUCUACAGAUGAUUGUACACGCUUGUGAUGCCUUUGUUCUGCAAGAAUAAAGAUAUUUUUCUACA
This is a messenger RNA of Labrus mixtus (cuckoo wrasse), 1343 nucleotides long. RefSeq names its product cyclin H (gene ccnh). The transcript has 10 exons. The coding region runs from base 205 to 1161 and encodes 318 amino acids. Gene Ontology annotation, molecular function: cyclin-dependent protein serine/threonine kinase regulator activity. The record is from RefSeq and is a predicted model, not a curated record. Gene Ontology annotation, biological process: regulation of transcription by RNA polymerase II; DNA-templated transcription; regulation of cyclin-dependent protein serine/threonine kinase activity. Gene Ontology annotation, cellular component: nucleus; transcription factor TFIIK complex. NCBI's taxonomy places the organism in Eukaryota, Metazoa, Chordata, Actinopteri, Labriformes, Labridae.